This is a messenger RNA of Gasterosteus aculeatus aculeatus (three-spined stickleback), 2940 nucleotides long. It is a transcript of the gene sdr42e2, whose product is annotated as short chain dehydrogenase/reductase family 42E, member 2. Gene Ontology annotation, biological process: steroid biosynthetic process. The record is from RefSeq and is a predicted model, not a curated record. Gene Ontology annotation, molecular function: oxidoreductase activity, acting on the CH-OH group of donors, NAD or NADP as acceptor. NCBI's taxonomy places the organism in Eukaryota, Metazoa, Chordata, Actinopteri, Perciformes, Gasterosteidae.
UCCCCCCCAACAACUCCUACUUUGUUGGGGUUCUUUGUGCUUUGUUUUCAUGGUGUGUGUGUGAGUGUGUUUCCACCGUUAGUGGAACAGGAUCUGAUAGUAAAAUGCAGGUACAUUAUAUUUAUGGAGAGAGCAGUGCUAGAGCGGCCACUUAACCCAAAUGGGCCUAAAUGUAAUAUGAGCUUGGAACUAAAUCAACACACUCAUGUACCGUCUGUUUAGAAAAACCCUACAAUUCAGCCUUUUAUUAUUGCAUUUUCCCUCGAAAUUGCUACAGUCAUUUUACAGCUGCACAAGAUUUUUUUUCCCCCUCUUUAAUUUAAUUCAGUGCUUUUAUCUGUCAGCUGGGGUUUGGUAGUCUGUCUGCUAAAUAAAACAUGAAGAGUCUAUUUCUGGCCUCACACUGUGAUCAGGAAGAGACUGCUGAUAUCUCCCUGACUCGAUACUGUACAUUUGUUAUAGACAGCUUUCAUUAAUGAUCUUUUAUUUUCUUCCACGAUAUACAUGGAAGAAGAGACCGUCUCAUCAGAUGCGAUGGUAUUGUGAGGAUAGAGGAGCUAUGAAUGAUUUCUUUUCGGAUAUGGAGAGUCACACAGAAGGACAUCUGGCUGCGUUACUCCCACGCAGGAGGGGUGAGGGACCCGGGUCCAAGGGCCUGGUGUCUCAUCUGUCCAUGGAAGAGCAAAUGGAUCAUUUGUCCAUGUUGUUUUAUAUCAGACUAUUUGAAGCUGUUUGUGUGGCAUCAAUUGAUUUAGCGUAACAAUCUAAUUGUUAGAAAAGAGGGGUACAAUUUGUCAUUGCGACAAUCCAGUUCUUUGAAUUCAUCUAACAAGUUUGGCACUAAAAUCAAUGGGCGUCUUGAGGCUCGUGGAAACGUGAUCCUCCCUGCAGCCGGGCUGCCCGUUGCGUCCAGACAUUACGGUAAGGAGAGUCCAUAUAGGCAAAGGGGCAGGUGGUUGAGAGGCGAGAAACAAAAGCAGGUACCCCGAGAGGGAAGGGAAGGUACAACCCGGGAGGUUUCAUGAGUCCACCCCAACACGAAUGGAUGUGAGAGGUCGAAAGAAAUAUUAAGGACACUCAUGGAGCUGUGUGGCCCCAACAUGAGGGAGCGCGGAGGGUCCCUCUGCCAGAUGAAGCAGCUUCCCUGCCAAGGUGUCCCCCUUUGUCGCCUGCAGGCCAGUGGAGCCCACGUACGCAACCCCCCCCACCAGCCGUGGGUCAGCCAGCCCGCCCCGGCCGUCGCCUCCUGCCCGACGGUGGCCCCCUGCCACAGGGUAAGCAACCCGGAGUGUGCGGCGUCCAGACCGGGAGAGGAGGCGGCACUGACCCCGGGCGUCUCCACAGGCAAGGUGGUGGUGACGGGUGGAGGGGGAUACUUUGGGUUCAGGCUGGGGAGAGAGCUGGCCAGCCAGGGGAUGUCAGUGGUCCUCCUGGACAUGAACAAGCUGCCCUGUGAGACGCCUGAUGGAGCCGUCUUCUAUCAGAGGGACAUCCGGGACUAUGCCUCCCUCUACAAGGUGUGUGAAGGGGUCGACUGCGUAUUCCACACAGCGUCUUAUGGCAUGUCCGGACCAGAACAGCUGAGGAAGGAGCAGGUGGAGUCGAUCAACGUCGGAGGGACAAAUAACGUCAUAAAAGUGUGUAAGGAGAGAGGCAUCCCCAGGCUGGUGUACACCAGUACAAUCAAUGUGGUGUUUGCCGGGAAACCAAUUGUGGAGGGAGAUGAGGCCUCAGUGCCGUUUGUGCCCCCCAACACACACAUCGACCACUACUCCAGAACUAAAGCGAUUGCGGAGCAGAUGGUCCUCUCUGCCAACGGAUGCUUCCUGAAAGGUGGGGGUCUGCUUCGGACCUGCAUCCUGCGGCCCUGUGGCAUCUACGGACCAGAGGAGAGGAGACACCUCCACAGAGUGAUGGUGAACGUGGAGCGCCGGUUGUUCAGUUUCAGGUUCGGGGACCCCCAGGCCAGGAUGAACUGGGUGCACGUAGACAACCUGGUGCAGGCCCACGCGCUGGCAGCCGAGGCGCUGGCUCUGCAGAGGAGCUGUGUCGCUAGUGGACAGGCCUAUUUCAUCAAUGACGGCGUUUCGGUCAAUCUGUUUGAGUGGUUGACACCUUUGUUUGAAACGCUCGGCCACAGCAGACCGUUGAUGAACCUGCCUGUUUCGCUCGUCUACUCAGCAGCCAUCCUGGUGGAGUAUUUGCAUGUAGUUCUGAGACCUGUGAUAGGAGUGCCCCUGCUCUUUACCAGAAGUGAGGUGAGGAGCAUUGCUGUGAGCCACACCUUCAAGAUUGACAAGGCCCGGCGAGAGCUGGGUUACUGCCCGAAGCCCUACAGCCUCCUGGACUCCGUUGAGCAAUACCUGAAGUCCAGACGGCCCCGCUCCAGAUCGGUUCUGUUCAGCAUGUCCUGGACCUCCCAGCUGCCCCGGCACCUCCUCGCCGUGAUGCUGCUGGGCCUCAGCCUGCUGAUGCUGAUGCUGUCCUGCAUGGUCACUUCAAACUGAGGACAUUUAAUGGACAGCAAGGGCCAUAAAAUGUCUCAAGAUAGUCAGGCAAUUAAGUUUUCGCCACAUGUUUAGAAAUCCAAAUGAAAUGAAAAUCCCCUACAUAAACGUCAUGUAAUCAUUUCUCCCAUCUUUUUGAUGUUGGUAUAUGUGUCUGAUUCUAAAUGAUGAAACUACCUGUUGAAAAGCAUAGUGUGAAUAUUAUUGAUUUCUGUAGGUUACCAUUCGGGUUAAAUUGUUUGUGAACCAAAUGUUGAAAUGUAAAUUGAUUGUAUUUAUAGCAUGUUUCCAGGUUAUAUAAUAUAUAUUUGUUUUGAUUUACAUAUCUUGAGAGUUCAUAUUUAAUAGUCAUAGUCAUUUUGUACAGUUUACGAAAUAAAGCAGUAAGAAUUAAUUCCUACAAUAAACCUCCUCUUUCCUCUGCUGAAGGCAA